This is a messenger RNA of Actinia tenebrosa (Australian red waratah sea anemone), 1137 nucleotides long. RefSeq lists its product as uncharacterized. The record is from RefSeq and is a predicted model, not a curated record. NCBI's taxonomy places the organism in Eukaryota, Metazoa, Cnidaria, Anthozoa, Actiniaria, Actiniidae.
AUGGUUGGUCAUCGUAAUUGCGCUGUUGUUGGCUGUGGAAACAGUGGAGCUAAGCUACGAAAAUGCAUAAGUCAGAUAUGUCCAACCCACAAUUGCAACCAAGGAAGAGGUCAUUGCACUUGUCAUGCAUCUUUUACCUUAUUUCCUUUCCCAACCAAAUUAAACAACAAGGAACUUAGACAAAGGUGGAUUAGAGCCCUGAAGCGAAAAACUGAAAAUGGGAAAAACUGGGAGCCCAAUGAUAAUUCAAGAGUGUGUUCCAAACACUUCCCUGUUGGCCACCCUACUGAUGAAAAUCUAGAGCCAAUUCUACACCUUGGGUAUUCAGCUGUAAUUAAAAGACAGCUAACAAGAAAACCACCUUCUAUGAAAUUGCCACUGGAAUCUCCUGUACCCAAGAAAAAGAAAAAGCCUGACACUGAACAAUCAGUUACUAGUACAAAUGAAAACUCUAAUAGUGUAGUGCAGAAUCAAGAUGAUCAAGAACCUGGACCUUCAUGUACAGCAGGUAACAACCUUGAUGACACGAAAGUUGAUCAAUCAAAAUCAGCCAGUGAUAGUUCUCAUCAAAAUGAUUUAAACAAGCCAGACGAUAUCAGCCAAAACCAGGGCUGCAAGAUUGAGAAAAUAAAGUUGAGACAUGCGGUGGAGUAUUUUAAAAGUGAUGUUAAGAGAUGGAAAAGAAGGUUUUCAAAGCAGGUUAACAAGCCAUUCAGCUAUCAAGCACUGAAGUCUGAUAAAAAAAUCAAACAUUUUACUGGGAUCCCAAGCAGAGCUGCUUUUAAUGUUUUGUUUAGAAUGAUUAAAGGCAAGGUUCCUAAACWUAAGUACUGGAGUGGUCCAAGUAAAAUACCUGCACAAAAAAGAAAAUUUCUUAAAACACCAAGAAAGUCUAGACCCCAAAGAUUACUGUCUGCUAGGGAUGAGUUCCUAAUGACCUUGAUGAAACUUAGACUGGGGUCUACAAAUGCUGACUUGGCUAAGCGCUUCAAAGUAUCUGAGACAACAGUUAGCAAAAUUAUCAAUACUUGGGUGCGCUUUCUUGCUAUAGAAUUGAAGUGCUUAAUACACAAUCCACCUAAAGACAUAGCACUACAACAUUUGCCAAAAAAUUUGGCAAAAAGUACAGUAAUGUGA